Messenger RNA from Tachysurus vachellii, 4538 nucleotides. RefSeq names its product CDP-diacylglycerol synthase (phosphatidate cytidylyltransferase) 2 (gene cds2). The coding region runs from base 101 to 1459 and encodes 452 amino acids. NCBI's taxonomy places the organism in Eukaryota, Metazoa, Chordata, Actinopteri, Siluriformes, Bagridae. Gene Ontology annotation, cellular component: endoplasmic reticulum membrane. Gene Ontology annotation, molecular function: phosphatidate cytidylyltransferase activity. The record is from RefSeq and is a predicted model, not a curated record. The transcript has 13 exons.
ACCGGGCUGCACUUCAGUCGCUUUGACAGAAACGCUAAAGAGACAGAACAUCAACAUCAAACCGUCUGUUUAUAAGUUUUAACCUUUUUUCCCCCUGAAAAUGGCAGAGCUUCGGCACCGCGGCGGUACAAGUGAACAUGACCUACAGCAGCAGCAGGCCGACGAUAAGGGUUCAGAGAUGGAGGACAGGAUGGAGAAAGAAGGUGGAGCAUCAGACAGCGAGUCCAAGCCCGAAUCCGCUGUACCCGAAGUUACCGCCCCCUCUGAUGACACCCCUGAGGUGCUGAAUAAAGCCCUGUCAGGCCUGUCGUCACGGUGGAAAAAUUGGUGGGUGAGAGGAAUCCUUACUCUGGCCAUGAUCUCCUUCUUCUUCUUCAUCAUUUAUCUCGGCCCAAUCGUGCUGAUGAUGAUCGUGUUAGUUGUGCAGAUAAAAUGUUUCCAAGAGAUCAUCACCAUCGGCUACAGCGUGUAUCACUCCUACGACCUGCCCUGGUUCAGGACACUCAGCUGGUAUUUCCUCUUGUGUGUGAACUACUUCUUCUACGGUGAGACGGUGACUGAUUACUUCUUCACGCUGGUGCAGAGGGAGGAGCCGCUGAGGAUUCUCAGCAAAUAUCAUCGCUUCAUCUCUUUCGCCCUCUAUCUCUCUGGGUUCUGCAUGUUCGUAUUGAGCCUGGUGAAGAAACACUACCGGCUGCAGUUCUACAUGUUUGGCUGGACCCAUGUGACCCUGCUGAUUGUGGUCACUCAGUCGCACCUCAUCAUCCACAACCUGUUUGAAGGCAUGAUCUGGUUUAUCGUACCUAUCUCCUGUGUCAUCUGUAAUGACAUCAUGGCCUACAUGUUCGGGUUCUUCUUCGGCCGAACUCCACUCAUCAAGCUGUCUCCUAAGAAGACGUGGGAAGGAUUUAUUGGUGGAUUUUUCUCCACCAUAGUGUUUGGGAUCCUGUUGUCCUAUUUCAUGGCAGGUUAUCGUUACUUUGUGUGUCCAGUGGAGUUUAAUAACGAUUCGAACAGGUUCACGGUGGACUGUGAGCCCUCAGAGCUCUUCCAGCUGCAGGACUACAUACUGCCCUCUGUCCUGCAGUCCGUCACUGGCUGGACCACAGUGAAGCUUUACCCCUUCCAGAUCCACAGCAUCGCUCUGUCCAGCUUCGCCUCCCUCAUGGGACCUUUCGGAGGAUUCUUCGCCAGCGGAUUCAAAAGGGCCUUCAAGAUUAAGGACUUUGCCAACACCAUUCCUGGUCACGGAGGAAUUAUGGACCGCUUCGACUGUCAGUACCUCAUGGCCACCUUCGUCAACGUUUACAUCGCCAGCUUCAUCAGAGGUCCAAACCCGAGUAAAGUGAUCCAACAGUUACUGGCCCUGAGACCCGACCAGCAGCUGUACAUCUACAACUCUCUGAAAGCUCACCUCACUGAGAGAGGCCUGCUGGGGGCGCUGGAGGAGGCAGCCUAAAGCCUGACACUGCACUGGAAACAGGCAGAACCCUGAGAGCCAGAGAGAGAGUCUGGGAGAACGCAGGGUCACGGGUCGUCCUGCAGCAGGAGCCAUGUGGAGGUGGGAGACUCGAAGAUCCAGAUCAGGAAAAAAGAAAAAAAAAUCAAAAGCCUUGGGUCAUUCCAUAUUGUUUGUGUGUGUGCCUUGUGUGUGUGUGUGCCUUGUGUGUGUGUGUGCCUUGUGUGUGUGUGCCUUGUGUGUGUGUGCCUUGUGUGUGUGUGCCUUGUGUGUGUGUGCCUUGUGUGUGUGUGUGUGCCUUGUGUGUGUGUGUGUGCCUUGUGUGUGUGUGUGCCUUGUGUGUGUGUGUGUGCCUUGUGUGUGUGUGUGUGUGCCUUGUGUGUGUGUGUGUGUGCCUUGUGUGUGUGUGUGCCUUGUGUGUGUGUGUGUGCCUUGUGUGUGUGUGUGUGUGCAUUGUGUGUGUGUGUGUGCCUUGUGUGUGUGUGUGUGUGCCGUGUGUGUGUGUGCCUUGUGUGUGUGUGUGUGUGUGCCGCGUGUGUGUGUGUGUGCCGCGUGUGUGUGUGUGCCGCGUGUGUGUGUGCCGCGUGUGUGUGUGUGCCGUGUGUGUGUGUGUGCCUCGUGUGUGUGUGUGUGCCUCGUGUGUGUGUGUGUGCCUCGUGUGUGUGUGUGUGCCUCGUGUGUGUGUGCCUCGUGUGUGUGUGUGUGUGCGCCUCGUGUGUGUGUGUGCCUCGUGUGUGUGUGUGCCUUGUGUGUGUGUGUGCCUGUGUGUGUGUGCCUUGUGUGUGUGUGCCCGUGUGUGUGUCCCCGUGUGUGUGUGCCCCUGUGUGUGUGUGUGCCCCUGUGUGUGUGUGCCCGUGUGCCCGUGUCUGUGUGUGCCCGUGUGUGUGUGCCCGUGUGUGUGUGCGCGUGCCCGUGUGUGUGCGCGUGUCUGUGUUAGCGUGUGUGUGUGUGCAUGUGCGUCUGUGUGUUAGCAUUUAGUCAGUGUUUAUUAUUACUAUCUUUUUUUUUUUUUUUUUGUGAAAUACUGUAUGUUCUUUCUUUUAUACCAGAUAAGAUAAAUAUUAUACACCGUGUGACGUCCCACAUUUUCUUCCAUUAUGAGUCACGCACGUGUGUAAAGUGUAUCUAUCAUCUGUAUUGUGAAUAUUUGAAUAUUUUAGGGGGUAUAUAUAUAAAUAUUAUAUUCUAAUGAUUAUAAUUCUAAUUAUGUUUGAAAUGUUUUGUAUUUUAUUUAGUUUUUAACGCACUGCUCCGCUCGCUGCACUGUUCAGGUUCAUGCUCGCGAUCACGUCCAGGGGAGAAGAUCCAGUUUUGUUCGUUUGUUUUUUUUUUCAUCAAGCCAUCCGUCAGAUACAAAGGGAUUUUUAGAAGGAUACAGAUUUAAAGAAACAAAAACAUUUCCGUGCAGUUGACAAGUCAGGAUGUGUUUAGUGUCUGACGUGUGUGUGUGUGUGUGUGUGUGUGUGUAGAUAACAAAGUGAAGAAUAAACAGGACAGGAAGUGCUGAUACAGUAAAGUAAUCCACGUCUGGCUCGUCUGAUGUCAUCACCACCUUGAACUGGAUUAUUUUCCCGUGACAGCACACACCAGAGUCUUCUAUUCCUCUUAGAAAACGGGGGUUUAUUAUUUUUAUCACAGAAGGAAGGUCUGAGGCAGGUCCUGUUGUUGCUGAUGUUCUAGCAGCUAUAAACACUUGUUCCAUCAGCAUCCUCUCGUUAUUGUCUUUACAGAUUAAUUAGUAAGAUACAAACGCAGCCUGUUACAUCAUGUCACCUGACUGUUACAAAGUGCUGACACUGGAAACUCCUUCGUUACGUGUUACACGUUCAGUUCACCAGUGAUCCCAUUAAUAUAUGGAUGUGGUAGCUCAGUGGUUAAGGUGUUGUGCUACUGAUCGGAAGGUCAUGGGUUUGAACCCCAGGUCCACCAAGCUGCCACUGCUGGGCCCCUGGGCAAGGCCCUUAACCCUCAGUUGCUCAGUUGUAAGUCACUCUGGAUAAGGGUGUCUGCUAAAUGCCGUAAAUGUAAAUUAAUAAUGCUGUCUUUAAAAAAAAUAAUUUACAGAUACACUUCCGUGUUUAGCGUUUAGGCCACGCCUCCUGGUGCAGAGCGACGUCACAAACAUACAGGCUGAGGAAUAAAGACUUUUAAGAGAUUUAUUAAGUGUCAUUUUGAGCAUUUUUACAGAAACUUUUGCCAAAAUCUUUCUCUUCCUGUCCGAUUUUUCCUGUUCGAUGCCAACACGUCUGACACCAAACACGUCUCGCUGCUGAUUAGAAUUAUUGUUAGAAUAAAAAGUGACCUCAUUGUAAACCUGUGAACAUUUUUGGUGUUGCACUGAUGUGUGCUGUGCUCUUCACCUGGACGUGUUCAGUAUUAGCUUAGCGCUCUGAUAAUCAUGAACCCAAAUGUCCUUUUGUUUGUUUUUGUUUACUUCCUAUGUGCCCUUCCAUGUUGCAUUGUGUUUGAUGUGUGAUGCAGUCGUGUAGGUCACAUGACGACGUCGUGUUUGUUUGUAUCUGUGAUCCACGUAGACACUGUUUUUAACGCUCUGUUGUAUUACCAGGAGAAAAAAAAGCUAGUUCAGGUCAGCAGUGCAAUAACACGUCACUGAAGCUAGACUUCUGUACCUCACCUCUUUCUUUACAUCCAUUAUCUUCAUGUCUGUUCUGCCAUCCAACGUUCCCGUAAUGUUUCUGUAACAUUUCUGUCACAUGACACUUUCAACCCUGUUACAAUUUCAACAUGCAUCAAGUUUCAGUUCCGUUACAGUGAAAUUUACGCGAUUGGCCGAGACUUUUAUCCUGAUCGUGGGCUCUGAUUGGCUCAGAUGUUUAUCCAGUCAGGUUACGAAAUUUUCUUUGUACUCCGUUAAGAUUUGUAAGCUUUAUCCUGGAUCAUUAAACAGGAGAGGAGGAAACCUCAGCUGUUUUGUGUUCUAGACGUUUUACGUUCAGAAGUAACGUAACUGAAACGGAACCUCGAGGGUCGAGGGCCGUCAUUUCUUUCUCCUGUCCUGAUUGUGUUCACGAUCCACUGCCGAGCACCAAAUAAAACCUACAGCUACUGAUAUUUCCAA